UGUCAUCUAUAACCAAUACAUUCGCACGCGGGUUCUUGUAGCUUUCUCCCGGUCACGCUAUUCGUGUCGGAGUAAACGAGAUUGUUAAUAUUGUUGGAACAUUGCAUCGCAUCGUCGCGACUUCUUCACGAUGUCGACCGUAGCGAGUCCUUUAGUCGUCGGAGGCGUGCGCCAGUUCGGAGCACCGGUGCGAACACAGAAUGUUAUGGCUGCUUGCGCUAUAGCCAAUGUAGUUAAAAGUUCUUUGGGACCAGUUGGUUUGGAUAAAAUGCUGGUCGAUGAUAUUGGCGACGUCACUGUUACCAAUGACGGUGCAACCAUCUUGCGUUUGUUAGUUGAGCAUCCAGCUGCAAAAGUUUUAGUUGAACUAGCCCAAUUGCAAGAUGAGGAGGUUGGGGACGGUACUACUUCAGUCGUAUUAAUAUCAGCUGAGCUCUUGAAGAAUGCAGAUGAGCUUGUGAAACAAAAAAUUCAUCCGACCUCGUCAUUAGCGGCUUACAGGCUUGCCUGCAAGGAAGCAUAAUACAUUCAGGAACACUUGACUGUCAGUGUGGAUGAACUCGGAAAAGAUUGCUUAGUUAAUGUCGCAAAGACAUCAAUGUCCAGCAAGAUUAUUGGAGCUGAUGCGAAUAUCUUUGGCAACAUGGUCGUCGAUGCUGCUAACGCGAUAAAAAUCAACGACGGCAAGGGAGGCUUCCUGUAUCCCGUUAAAGCGGUCAAUGUCCUGAAGGCUCACGGAAAGAGCGUUCGCGAAUCGGUGUUGAUUCAGGGAUAUGCUCUAAAUUGCACCGUUGCUUCGCAAGCAAUGCCGAAGAGGAUAACGAACGCAAAAAUCGCGUGCCUAGAUUUCUCGUUGCAGAAAGCAAAGAUGAAAUUGGGCGUUGAAGUACUUAUUACGGACCCAGAGAAACUCGAGGCCGUUCGUCAACGCGAAGCGGACAUCACGAAGGAACGUAUUCAAAAGAUCCUCGCCGCUGGCACCAAUGUCGUUCUCUUGUCUGGUGGCAUCGAUGAUUUGUGCUUGAAGUAUUUCGUGGAAGCGAAGACCAUGGCGAUACGCAGGUGUAAGAAGGCCGAUCUGAAAAGAAUCGCCAAAGCUACAGGCGCGCAAUUCCUGACUUCGUUGACCAACAUGGAGGGAGAGGAGAGUUUCGAUGCCAGUUUCCUGGGAGAGGCCGCCGAAGUAGUGCAGGAAAUGAUAUGUGACGACGAACUUAUUCUUAUUAAAGGGCCCAAGGCACGUACAGCGAGUUCCAUUAUUUUACGUGGACCAAACGAUUAUUACUGUGACGAGAUGGAACGUUCCAUACAUGAUGCACUAUGUGUUGUCAAGAGAGUUUUGGAAAGUAAGAGCGUCGUUGCAGGAGGAGGCUGUGUGGAGGCUGCGCUCUCCAUAUAUCUAGAGAACUUCGCAACAUCAUUGAGCUCCCGAGAACAGCUGGCUAUAGCGGAAUUUGCACGAUCGUUAUUGGUUAUACCAAAAACGUUAGCCGUAAACGCUGCGCAAGACGCAACCGAUCUUGUCGCUAAGCUUCGUGCCUAUCAUAAUUCCAGUAUAACAAAACCAGAUCUCGUCGACUUGAAAUGGGUGGGUCUCGAUUUAUUGGCAGGAACCAUAAGAGACAAUAAGAAAGCUGGUGUUUUAGAACCAGCCAUUUCAAAGAUUAAAUCCUUAAAGUUUGCCACGGAAGCUGCUAUAACCAUUCUUCGAAUCGACGAUAUGAUUAAACUGGAUCCCGAACGUUCGAAAACCAAAUCUUACCAGGAUGCCAUGGAAGCUGGCGAAUUGGAGGAUUAAUGAAUUGCGAGGAUCAAAAUGCAUUUAUGUAUUAUGUUAGACAUACGGUGCGUUUAUAUUAAAAAAAAGAGUUGUAAAUCUUUCAUUGUGCGUAUUCGUAAAAAUUGCAUCACGCAAUAAUAAAAAAAGAAUUCACAAUGUAAUUUAUAAUAUUCAUAACUUGCUAUUCAUACAUACUACGCACGAUUUUGUGUAUGUAAAAUACUGCUAUCUGAAAGAUUAAAAAUAAAGCUUUUUCAUAAAUAAUACUGGAAUUGUUCUGUAUCUGAUUGUUUAAUAAAUAUAUUAAGAGAGCACAAAGA
Messenger RNA from Ooceraea biroi (clonal raider ant), 2100 nucleotides. RefSeq names its product T-complex protein 1 subunit alpha-like. Lineage: Eukaryota; Metazoa; Arthropoda; Insecta; Hymenoptera; Formicidae. Gene Ontology annotation, molecular function: ATP binding; ATP-dependent protein folding chaperone; ATP hydrolysis activity. Gene Ontology annotation, biological process: protein folding. The record is from RefSeq and is a predicted model, not a curated record.